AAGCAAUUGUGCAGCUCUUGCAAAUACCUCACCACCCCCAUCCACCUCCCGCGAUCUCCCAUCCCCCUCCGCUACCCAAGUACACAGCGAGCUGCUCCAAUGGCCUCCCGCCGGCUCGCCCUGAACUUGCAGCAGAGCCUGCGCAGUCGCGCCGCCAUCAAUGCCGUCAAGGCGAGGCAGACUCCCUUGACCAGAGGCCUGGCGACGCCUGUCUCCCAUGGCGCCAGCACCGAAUCUACCACUCUGAGCAAUGGCUUCACGAUCGCCACGGAACAUUCACCCUGGGCUCAGACCUCGACCGUCGGCGUGUGGAUCGAUGCUGGAAGUCGGGCAGAGACCGACAAGACCAACGGAACCGCGCAUUUCUUGGAGCAUCUUGCCUUCAAGGGAACGCAGAAGCGCACGCAGCAGCAGUUGGAGCUUGAGAUAGAGAACAUGGGCGGCCACCUCAAUGCUUACACCUCGCGCGAAAACACUGUCUACUACGCCAAAUCGUUCAACGCCGAUGUCCCCGCCACCGUCGACAUCCUCUCCGACAUCCUCCAGAACUCGAAGUUGGAGCCCCAGGCCAUCGAGCGUGAGCGCGACGUCAUCCUCCGCGAACAGGAAGAAGUCGACAAGCAGCUUGAAGAGGUUGUCUUCGAUCAUCUGCACGCCACCGCUUUCCAGGGCCAGCCCCUCGGGCGAACAAUCCUCGGGCCUAAGGAAAACAUUGAAACCAUCUCGCGCACCGACUUGGAGAAUUACAUCAAGACAAACUAUACGGCUGACCGCAUGGUGCUCGUCGGAGCUGGUGGCGUCCCCCACCAACAGCUCGUCGAUCUUGCGGAGAAGUACUUUGCCGGACUGCCCUCGGAACCCCCGAACUACUCUUCCCAGGCUGUUGCCGCUGCUCAGAAGCAGAAACCUGAGUUCAUUGGCUCUGAGGUCCGUAUCCGAGACGACACAAUGCCCACCGCCAACAUCGCCAUCGCUGUUGAGGGUGUGAGCUGGAAGGACGAGGACUACUUCACGGCUUUGGUUACGCAGGCCAUUGUCGGCAACUGGGACCGUGCCAUGGGCAAUUCGCCGUACCUAGGAAGCAAGCUAAGCACCUUCGUCUCUCAGAACAACCUGGCAAACAGCUUUAUGAGCUUCUCGACGAGCUACUCAGACACUGGUCUCUGGGGAAUCUACCUCGUCUCCUCAACCCCUACACGCGUCGACGACCUCGUCCACUUCACCCUCCGCGAAUGGUCUCGCCUCUCCCUCAACGUCACCUCCGCCGAAACUGAACGCGCAAAAGCCCAACUUAAAGCCUCCCUUCUCCUUGCCCUCGACGGCACCACGGCUGUCGCCGAAGACAUCGGUCGACAGAUCAUCACCACGGGUCGCAGGUUAGGUCCCGAGGAAGUGGAGCGCGUGGUUGGCGCCAUUACAGAAAAAGACGUCAUGGACUUUGCGAAACGGAAGCUCUGGGAUCGGGAUAUUGCCAUCUCGGCGGUGGGGCAGAUUGAGGGGUUGCUAGAUUAUAAUCGUGUGAGGAAUGAUAUGAGCAGGAUGCUCUCAUAAAGCUCCAGAGUUUUGGGGGUAGGGUUCGGUGGUAAAGUGUCGGAGAGGAGAGUGAUAGAUGGUGGAUGGAUGGAUGGAUAGCAUGGACAGGCAAUUGUAUUUUGUGUACAUGUACACUUAUCGUUGAUACAGAAAGAUUUCUUUUGCUUCUGA
Messenger RNA from Lindgomyces ingoldianus, 1704 nucleotides. RefSeq lists its product as uncharacterized. NCBI's taxonomy places the organism in Eukaryota, Fungi, Ascomycota, Dothideomycetes, Pleosporales, Lindgomycetaceae. The coding region runs from base 100 to 1551 and encodes 483 amino acids. The record is from RefSeq and is a predicted model, not a curated record. Gene Ontology annotation, cellular component: mitochondrion. Gene Ontology annotation, molecular function: metalloendopeptidase activity; metal ion binding. The transcript has 5 exons.